Messenger RNA from Paramuricea clavata, 708 nucleotides. The record is from the annotation of a GenBank genome assembly. NCBI's taxonomy places the organism in Eukaryota, Metazoa, Cnidaria, Anthozoa, Malacalcyonacea, Plexauridae.
AUGUUUGGAAUUGAAAAGAGACGGACUACAGCCUACCAUCCCCAAACAGACGGGUUGUGCGAGCGGUUUAAAGGUAUUUUGAAAUCCUUGUUGAGAAUGAGAGUAAACAAAGAGAAAAAUGAUUGGGACGAGCAGCUGCCACAUGCGUUACUGGCUUAUCGGGUUAGUACGCAAUCCUCUACGGGUGUGACACCAUUCGAAAUGUUAUAUGGUAGAGAAGUGAGAUUGCCAUUUGAAACGGAUCAAGAAAAACUGGUAUCUAGCCCAACACAUGGUCCAGCCAAAUACGUUGAAGAGUUAAAGAAGAGACAAGAUAUUCUCCGGAAAUUGGUUACUAAAAGGAUCGAGAAAGCGCAAGAGAAGCAGAAACGUAGUUAUGAUUUACGGUAUCGAGCACAACAAAACAAGCGGUUUUACAUGGGGGACACUGUUCUAUUAAAGAAUUUUCGAGCGCGAGGUCAGUUAGAUGAAAAGUAUACGGGUCCUUACAUCAUUGUUAACAUUCGAGAGAACGAUUGCGAGAUAGAGUCAUUGGAAAGCAGAAAACGUAAAGUUGUACAUAUGAAUAAUCUAAGACGGUUUGUCGUAGAAACAGUUGCUAAUCCAUUGAGUGAGGAAUUGGAAAACAUGCUAAGUUCUGAUUCGGAUGAGUCUACGAUUGAACUUAUUACGUGCUGGAGUACGUUUAGCACCACGUGGAAUCGAUGA